GAGGAUUUUGCAGAUAAUAUUUUCCCAUUUUAAAAUCACAAUUGAGUUAAAAAAAAAAAGAAUUUUGAAAAUAAAUGAAUGAAAUGGAUAUUAGGGUAUAAGAGAAAUAGGAAAGAAAAUGAAGAGUUAGAAUUUUGGUGGCAGUUUUUCUGCUUGUGUAUCAUCUUCUAUACGCAGGACGGGUGGAAUUUUACGGCGAAGGUUUUACAAUGCCUCAUAGAACCAGACCCAUGACUGCACUCUUGUUGUUUACUUCGCUAAACGCAGUUUUGUGUGCAACCAUUACACCCGUCUAUGAUUUCGUUUGCUUUCUUCCUUACUGGGAAAGAAGGAGGGAAAGGCGUCGUCUGGAACGUGAAGCUUCUAACCAUCAAAGGAUGUAGAAGAUGAUGAAAAAUGAACAAUAUCUAUAUUCAUGAUGUGUGAACUAGUGAUUGAAGAAAUGUAGAGCUUAUGCUGUGAGAUUUUUUUUUUUUUUGAAGUGUUGUAUGAGUUAGAAUAGUUAUAUCAUGUUUUGGAGGGUUUUGAAUGAACAAUAUCUAUAUUUAUGAUGUGUGAAUAAAAGUUGUGAUCGAAGAAACAUGGAGCUUUUUAAUUGUGUUUUUUCCUUGAAUAAUGUAAAAGUUUUCAUUUGCACUAUGGAUUGAAUAUUAGAUCUGAUUUCUUGGACCAA
Messenger RNA from Lathyrus oleraceus (garden pea), 673 nucleotides. RefSeq lists its product as uncharacterized. Bases 210 to 383 code for a protein of 57 amino acids. The record is from RefSeq and is a predicted model, not a curated record. NCBI's taxonomy places the organism in Eukaryota, Viridiplantae, Streptophyta, Magnoliopsida, Fabales, Fabaceae. The transcript is spliced from 3 exons.